CAAGAUGGAGGAGGCCAUACAGCUGGCGCGCCCUCUCUGCCACGCGCCCCACUUCUCCCACUCCCUCGAGUGGCUGCUCUUCACCAUCUUCGAUGCCGAGACGUCCAGUGCCAGUGCGCGGCGCCGGCGCAAGGAGGUGAAGAAAGGGCCAAGCCUGUUGGACCGGGCGUGCGAGCUGAUUCGGCACUUUGGGGAGUACCGGGACGUGGUGGUCAGCGUGGCCAGGAAGACUGACAGCAGACACUGGCUGAUCUGUUUCGCCUCUGCUGGCAACUCAAACACGCUCUUUGAGGAGUGCUUCGAGAACAAGCAGUAUCGUACAGCCACAUGCUACAUUCUGGUGGUGGAAAAGCUAGAAGGCCCCACCAUCGGCCAACAAAGCGCCCUGCGCCUCUUGCAGGUGGCGUUGCAAGAGUCGAUGUACGACCUCGCAGGCGAGCUGGUCCGCUUCCUGCUGCGGUCGGGGCGGGAGUACAGCCAAGCAGUGGAGGAGGACGAGAGGGCCAGUGAGAGCCUGCUCAAGAGCUUCUUUACCUUCGGCUUCACCUCCACAGCGCCCAAGGCUCGGGGGGACGUGCUGCACACGACGGUGAAGCACAUAUUGGGGGAGAAGGCAACGGCUCUGAUGAGCAGCAAGGAGCUGCGGCAGCUGGUGGCGUUCGUUAAAGGCACCCAGUUCGACUUCACUGAGUUUCUUCGGUCGGAUCGGGGCAGGGCCAUUCGCUUGGAGGACUUCCCCACUGCGCUGCGCACCAUCCGCUUCAAGCUCGCCAUAGAGGGAAACCUGCAGAGCAGGCUAGAUGCGGAGUUCCUCUUGGCUCACGUGCGCACCGUGGGCUUCCAUGAGUGGACCGUGGUGCUCGCAACGCUGCUGCAGCGAUCAGAGGUGCUUGCAGAGCUCUUUCAGAAUGACAUGAAGCUGUGGACCGCUUAUGUGAGAGCGCUCAAGGCACAACCAAAUGCAUCGCAGUACGAUGAGCUGUUGGCGGCAGUGGAGCGGGACUUAACAGCCCAUUUGGGCCCUGAUCACUCUACUCUCUCCUCGACCGGUCUUGCUUUCCCUGCCACAGCUGCUCCAGCUAGGUGAUUUGUUCUCAGGCAAAAAAUGCCGACGCAUGCGUAUUUGGUUUAGUAACAAUUGACUUUUUGACGAGUGCAUAGUUGUGUGAUGUGCAUGAGCACAUUAUGCUUGAUUAGGCGAUUGAAGGUUUUCAAGGUUAGGAAGAGCAGUUAGCAGGCCUCAAAAUUGGUUUUAGGCCACUCUUAGGAAUCAGAGUGCCAAAAAAAAAUUACCCUGCCGGUCAGAGUACAAUUU
Closterium sp. NIES-67 is the source of this 1315-nucleotide messenger RNA. Lineage: Eukaryota; Viridiplantae; Streptophyta; Zygnematophyceae; Desmidiales; Closteriaceae. The record is from the annotation of a GenBank genome assembly.